Messenger RNA from Vicia faba (fava bean), 1488 nucleotides. The record is from the annotation of a GenBank genome assembly. Lineage: Eukaryota; Viridiplantae; Streptophyta; Magnoliopsida; Fabales; Fabaceae.
AUGUCCUCUCACGCGCUCUUUCAAGCAGCCCAAAUCAUCCCCAUGAACUCCCACAUAUCCCCUAAAAACGUUCCCAAACUACCCCUGCUUCGCAACCGUCGCCGCCUCUUGAUUCUUCGAUCGUCGUCCGCCUCCCCCGCCGAUGUCGACAGUGAUACUUCAUCGACGUCUUCGCUGUUUGAGAGAUGUUUCGCCGCACCGUCUGCUCCUUCUGUUUCGGGUAAUGUUAAUCCGGUUAUGAAAGGAGGGAAGUACGGUGCGUUUGGGGCUGUUACGCUUGAGAAAUCCAAACUUGAGUUGUCGCACCAGCAGACUAAUAAGUCUUCCCCUGAGCUAGCCACUGGGGGUGGUGGUGGAGAUAUUGGAAAGAUAAUCAGUUAUGGUGGUGGUGAUGGAGGUGACGACGAUGGCGACGAUGACGACUACUUUGAUGACUUUGAUGAUGGUGAUGAGGGAGAUGAGGGUGGUAUGUUUAGAAGACGCAUAAUUCUUCAAGAGCUAUUUGACCGUAAAUUUGUGGAUGCCGUGUUGAGUGAAUGGCAAAGGACUAUUAUGGAUUUGCCCGCUGGAUUUCGGCAAGCUUAUGAAAUGGGCUUGGUUAGCUCAGCCCAGAUGGUGAAGUUCUUAGCAAUGAAUGCCAGGCCAACUGCCAGUAGGCUUAUAUCCAGAAAACUACCUCAAGGACUAUCAAGGGCUUUCAUUGGCAGGUUGCUUGCAGAUCCUGCUUUCAUGUAUAGAUUUCUAUUAGAGGAAGUUGCUACAAUAGGCUGUUCCGUGUGGUGGGAGAUUAAAAAUCGGAAAGAUAGGAUAAAGCAAGAGUGGGAUCUUGCACUUAUCAACGUGCUGACCGCAGCAGCAUGCAAUGCCAAGCUUCCAAACAACAUAUUUGAAAUGAGCUAUCCUCUUAGGGAAUUCGACCUACAAAAAAGAAUUCAAGCCUUUUUGUUCAAGGCUGCUGAGUUGUGCAUGGUUGGUUUAGGCACGGGCGCAGUACAAGGUGCAUUGUCAAGCACUUUGGCUAAGAAGAAGGAAGGAAGAUUAUCUGUGACUGUCCCAACUGCGAGCAGCAAUGCACUUGGUUAUGGUGCUUUUCUUGGAAUCUAUGCUAACCUGAGAUAUCAACUGCUCUGCGGAUUUGAUAGAGCAAUGGUCAGUCAUUUUGAUGUUAUUGGAGUCGCAUUGUUCUUCGGCACAGCUCUCAGGGUCUUGAACGUUCAAUUAGGAGAGACUUCCAAGCGUGCCUGGCUUGGAGUUGAGGCAGAUCCACUGGCUCAGUCAGAUGAGCUCUUGAAGGUUUACAACAGGACUUCUGAAAAUGUAGGAAAGCCGUCAUCAUCUAAAUGGUUUAUAUCAAAGAAUGCAGUUGUUUCUGGGCUUGGGCUCUUGGGCAUCAAGCAAAGCAAUGCAGACGGGUCUGGGGAACCAUCAGCUCCUAAAGCUCGUCGAAAAAGGAUUGUGCGGAAGAAGGUUGCUGCAGGAUCUGCUUAG